Messenger RNA from Closterium sp. NIES-65, 957 nucleotides. The record is from the annotation of a GenBank genome assembly. NCBI's taxonomy places the organism in Eukaryota, Viridiplantae, Streptophyta, Zygnematophyceae, Desmidiales, Closteriaceae.
AUGACUCACUUGCUCCCCUUUCCUGCCUCCCUAACCUUCCUCCUCCUCUGGCUCGCUCGAUCGCCUUCCUUGCUUCUCUGGCGCGCUCCAUGCUAUAUGCCAGACCGCUGCCUACACCUUUGCUUCUGUGCUGACCCUGCCUUGCUUCCCAUCGCCUUUCCUCCUCACCCUUCCUCCCUCGCCGAUCUGGUGAGUAACUUGUCCGCGUCCACUCUUCCCUUCGCCCUUGGUGCCGCCAGCACUUCUCAGGUGUCGGGGAACGGGGAGCUCUCCUUCCCUCCUGCCCAUAACGUUGGUCUCGGUGACGCCACUCCUCCUCCCAUCUCCCUCUCUGUCCUUGCUGUAGAUCACGUUCUGGCGAGCGUUGCCCAUCUGGCGAGCGUGGCCCAUUUCCCCGCUUCCCGUCAUGGUAGCGAUACGCAGCUGGCGAGCGCGAUUCGCCCCCACACCUCCCUUCGUGGCGCUGGCGCCGAUCCGGCGAGCGUGACCCGCUUCCCCGCGCUCCGUGAUGCUGCUGACGCGGAUCCGGCGAGCGCGACUCGUCUCCCCGCCUCCCACUGCGAUUCCUCCACGAAUCCGGCGAGCGCGAUCCGCCUCCCUGCCUCCUGCUGCGAUUCUUCCACGGAUCUGGCGAGCGCGAUCCGUCUUCCCGUCUCCCGCUGUGAUGCCUCCCUGAAUCCGGCGAACGCGACCUGUCUCCCCAUCUCCCAUCACGAUGCUGACGUGACUCAGGCGAACGCGACCUGCCUCCCCGCCUUUCGUUAUGGUGCGGGCGCAGAUCUGGCGCGCGCGGACCGCUUCCCCGCUCUCCGUCAUUCUGCUGGCGCGGGUCUGGCGCGCGCGACGCGUGGCCGCCCUGCUCCCCGCCGUGCGCCUGCUGUCCAGAAACGGGCGCUUCCUCACGCGUGCUUCGUACGGUGCCACUUCCGGCUGUCUCCUCCGCCUCGCCUGCCUUAG